Calliphora vicina (urban bluebottle blowfly) is the source of this 2702-nucleotide messenger RNA. RefSeq names its product acyl-CoA Delta-9 desaturase. The record is from RefSeq and is a predicted model, not a curated record. Gene Ontology annotation, cellular component: endoplasmic reticulum membrane. The transcript has 5 exons. NCBI's taxonomy places the organism in Eukaryota, Metazoa, Arthropoda, Insecta, Diptera, Calliphoridae. Bases 417 to 1721 code for a protein of 434 amino acids. Gene Ontology annotation, molecular function: stearoyl-CoA 9-desaturase activity; iron ion binding. Gene Ontology annotation, biological process: unsaturated fatty acid biosynthetic process.
AAAAACAUCUAGUGAUAAGUGGCGGAUUUUCAAAUUUUAAAUCAAUCAACAAAUUAAACGGAUAAUUCCGUCCAAACAUCCAAGAACUUUUAAACGGAACUAACCGUCUUCAUACUGAGAACAUUUUGAAAAUUUCAUAUAUUUCUAUUUCAAUUUAAAACAAAAACUGUAUCCUGUUUAAAGUGAAGUGUUGAAAAAAUAAAAAUUAAAAAAUAAAAAUUAAAAGCUUAAAUUUAAAUACAACUCAGUUGAAAUAGUUUACAAGAAGAAAGAAAAACUACGGAAAAACAUAACGAUAAAAGGGAUUAUUUGUGAAUUUUAUAUAAAAAUAAUAUUUUCACUUCUUUUCUAAUGAAGUGAAUUUAGUGUCCACUAAAGGAUUAUUGUGAAAAUAUAUUAAGGAUAUUAAAAAGAAAAUGGAGAUGUCUCCUAAUAUAAUAGGCAGUACCUUUAUUUUGGCCGAAACGGCCAUAUCUAAUACAGAUGCCAAUAAUAAUAGCAAGGCAAAUGCAAUGCAGUCAUCUGCUAGCAACGGAUCUUGUCCGGCAGCCAGUGCAGCUAAAGUUGAAGCCACACUUCUAAAGGCCAACAAGACAAAUGAUAGCAGUACGUCCAAGGUGACAGCUGUCAAGAACGUGAGCACUACUAAGCAGGAGGUGGCCCAAAAGAAACCCUAUAAAAUGGAAAUUGUCUGGCACAAUGUCUUGCUGUUCAUCAUUUUGCACAGUUCUGCAUUUUACGGAUUGUAUUUGGUGUUUGCUGAGAAUGCCUAUAUAGAUCUUUUACUUUCUUACUUUGUUGUCUUCUUUGGUGGUAUGGGCAUCACGGCUGGUGUACAUCGUUUGUGGUCUCAUCGUGCCUACAAGGCCAGAUUACCUUUGCGCAUAUUCCUUAUGUUGUGCCAAUCGUUGGCUUUCCAGAACAGCAUUUACGAAUGGACCCGGGAUCAUCGUGUCCAUCACAAAUUCACCGAUACCGAUGCUGAUCCUCACAACUCAAGACGUGGUUUCUUCUUCGCUCACAUGGGUUGGUUGUUGUGCAGAAAGCACCCCGACGUCAAAGAGAAAGGCAAACAAAUCGAUAUGAGUGACUUGAGAGCCGACCCCGUUGUUAUGUUCCAACGGAAAUACUACUUUAUCAUUAUGCCCAUCUGCUGUUUCGUUUUGCCCGCUCUCUUCCCCUACUACUAUUUGGGAUCGUCGCUCAAGGUGUGCUUCUUCGUUGGCUCCAUGUUCCGCUAUUGUCUGUCUUUGCACGGCACCUGGUUGGUAAACAGUGCUGCUCACUUUUACGGCAUGAAACCCUACGACAAGAACAUCAGCUCCGUGAAUAGCUUAUUUGUAUCGGUUAUUGCUUUCGGCGAAGGCUGGCACAACUAUCACCAUGUCUUCCCCUGGGAUUACAAGGCAGCUGAAUUGCCCAACUACUACAACUGGACUACUGGAUUCUUGAACUUCAUGGCUAGAAUUGGUCAAGCUUAUGACUUGAAAACCGUAUCCGAUGAAAUGCUCUUGAAACGUAUCCAACGUACCGGCGAUGGCACUCAUCCAUCUGCCAUUGACAUGAACAACAAUAAUACAACUGGCUCCGGCAUCACCACCGAAAUGCUCUCGAAACUCGAUCAUGAAAAUGAGGAGACCAUGGUUUGGGGUUGGGACGACAAAGACGUUCAUAUAGAGGAUCGUUUGGGUACCAAAAUCAUCGAAAAGAAAGAAGAUUAAUUCCUCUAUUCUCUCCAAGAGAGACUGCAAUUAUUUAAAAUGUGUGAGUACACGCACGCACAUUGAGAACGAGAGAAUACGAGAGCGAAAGAACUAAAUAAUUUAAAACAACAAUAAGAACAUGGUUUCUCUUCUUCUUAACCACUAAUAACCAGGAGUACACAGUAUUUGAUUUAAUUUCUUUUUAAAUUGGUGUCUGUCUGUCCGUUACUUUAUUGCUGAAGUUAUACUGGUCUUAUUAGUUCAAACACCCCACUUUCAAAUCUAUCUUCCCAAAUCUCCCUGUAAUAUUUUCAAUUAGAAAUCCUUCGCUCUUGUAGUGGUGUAAAAUAGUAAGUAUGUGUGCGUGUUCGUGAGUGUGUGUGUGUAUUUUUGAGUAAAAUCAGACAUACACAUAUUCAGACAAAUAUUCAGACAUACUUGUAGUUUAAUGUAUCUGCGCAGAGGUUCUAGUUUUAGCAAUUAAUAAGUUUAUUUUUAUUAUUAUUUUAUUAAGUUUUAGCUUAAAUUACAACUUUAAUAUUAAUAAUGAUUUAUAGUAAACGAUAUACAUACAUACAUACAUACGAUUACAUAUGUGAAUGGUCAACCGACUUAUUCCGAAAAGUACUCUAAGUACUUGAAUCUGCCCAUUAAGGCCGAAUACUUGGGUAUGCUGCCAUUGAUUGGUUUUGAUGUCUUAUCAUUUAUAAUUAUUUUAUUAUUAAUAUUUCGUUUACUGGGUUAUACCAUGUAGUUUUGUAAUUUAGUUUUGUUGUAUAGAAUUGAGCGAAAGGUUUCCCCCAAAUUAUUAAUUAGACUAAGCAACUAGUUUAAGGUGCAUUUAUGACAUUUGUACAUUUCGAUAUACAUAAUAACCAAAAAUUUAAAUAUACACACAUACAUUAUAAUUAAUAUAAUACUCUAAAAGUACGAGUAAAAUACAAAAUUUAAAGAAAUAAAUAAAUAAAAAAAAAAUUGGAAAAAAACUAUAAAAUUUAA